Molecule: messenger RNA, 315 nt
Organism: Penicillium mononematosum
Lineage: Eukaryota; Fungi; Ascomycota; Eurotiomycetes; Eurotiales; Aspergillaceae
Product: RTA-like protein
Exons: 3
Coding region: 1-315 (104 amino acids)
Source: RefSeq, a predicted model, not a curated record
AUGUCAAGCCUAGGGGAAGCCAAAGAUGUCGAUUUAUCUGUCGAAGACGAAGUGAGCGCGAAGCGUGGCUAUACAGCUGCGCUAAACAAUUCCAAGGUAUCGAAAGAAUCCAAGAAUAAUGCAUUAGACCUUCUCUAUGAUGAAAUUGACGGGGAUACACCUCGGCAUUACCUUGAUGAGACUGCGGACCAGAGUAAAGCCCCGAGUGGUCUAGCUGGCGCGGAAAAAGCUGAACACAGGUCUCACCACACCACUCAAAGCGAGAUUGACUCGUUAGAGAGACACCAUGAUCGUCAUUAUCAUCAUCCAGGAUAG